Phaeodactylum tricornutum CCAP 1055/1 is the source of this 528-nucleotide messenger RNA. RefSeq lists its product with no specific name. Lineage: Eukaryota; Bacillariophyta; Bacillariophyceae; Surirellales; Neidiaceae. The record is from RefSeq and is a predicted model, not a curated record. The coding region runs from base 1 to 528 and encodes 175 amino acids. The transcript is spliced from 3 exons.
AUGGUGCCGAAGAUAUCGGACAAAGGUGCUUUUGUGGCCCCCUCAGCUGCUGUAAUCGGCGAUGUCACGAUCGGAAAGGCUUCUAGUAUUUGGUAUGGUGCGACUGUUCGCGGUGAUGUCAAUACUAUCACAAUCGGUGACUAUACCAACAUUGGCGAUCGCGCCGUCGUACACGUAGCUCGAAUUCAAGGUGAUUUUGCGACAAGCAUUGGAAACAAUGUAACAAUUGGUGCCGGCGCUCUGAUUCACGCGGCGACGCUGAAGGACAAUUGUGUUGUUGGAGAAUCUGCUCAAGUGUUGGACGGCGCAACGGUCGAAUCGAACGUGAUCAUUGCACCUGCGGCUAUUGUCACGCCUGGAACGAUGGUACCAAGCGGCGAGCUAUGGGCCGGAUCCCCAGCGAAAAUGAUUCGUGUUUUGACGGAAGACGAGAUUGCAGCCAUUCCCAAACAAGCCAGCGAAACAGCAGCUUUAGCCUCGAUGCACGCCAUUGAACACUCAAAAAGCUAUGAGCAACCCAGCUUCUAA